AUGGAUGCGUUGCCCUCGUACGAAGAAGCUACGACGGCCGCAGAUUGGCUUCAGCUGGCAGCACCCUUCGUAGCCACCGGUGACUGGCGCCGGUGCUGUUUGGUCAGCAGCCAUUUCUAUAGACAUUUCGCAGCUCGUUUGUGGUUGGACCCACUUGUGACCUCGAGAAGAUUUGGACUGCACCCUAAUGAUGAUCUCGCGUGGUAUAGAAGAUUCAUCAACAUCCAACUUAAAUCAGUGCGGCUCAGCACGCGAGCACUGGUGCGGUCGUUAGACUUCCGGGAUUUCGCUGUCAGAGCUUCUGGUCUAUAUUCUACGGAGGCCAGCGAAAGGGCGAUAUCCGAGAGCUUUAGGGAGUUACCGUCUCUCUUCCCACGGCUCUUAUGUCUCCUCGUCGACGGCCACCCAGAACUGAACCCGGAAGCACUCAUAAAGAGCGAGCCCGGGAAGGAGGUCGACGGACCGGAGAACGCGCUUCAGUUGCUCGAUCUGGCCCACUGCCCUCAUGAGCUCACAUCUCGGUACUUUAGACCAAGGUACUUUCGAGACCUAGUCUACCUCGACCUCUCCGGCAUCCCAGGUUCAGUCAAGAGUGCAGUCAUCGCCUCCCUCAAACCCGAGUGUCUUCCCGAGCUACGUGUGCUGAAAGUCCGGGGGCGUGAAAUGGAUGAUUCUACGGCCGUUAUACUGUUCCAGACUUUCCAACGACGUUUGUGGAGCUUGGACAUAUCUGAGAAUAAGCUCACUGAUGCCUGUAUCAAUGCGCUCAUCGAGAAUUGCUUCACUGCGUUGUCGUAUCGCACCGACACACACUUUGAGAUCGAAGGUAAACUCACAAACCCCCGCCGUGUUGGUAGCAUUACGCAGGGCCCAUUUGAAUUCAUUGAGGAAUCAGACUCAAGCGGGUUUUUCAAUCACCCAGCACGGUUUCUUCCAGAUGCUCCACCAUACCUACAUCGCGCUGACCAGGGAGACUUGCAAGAGUGGCAAGUUGUGCGAUCAACCGGUGCAGGACAUUCUAGGGACGACAGCGCUGAUGGUGUCAGGAGACUGCUGCUCAAGGAUGCACUAUCAAACACCGUCUCUUCGACCGGUACUGUAAACCAACAGAUCCGCACCAGUCACGGUGGUAUUACCCACCUAUAUCUAAAUGGCAACCGCUUCACUUCCGGGGGCAUCGAAAGACUCGUGAAACAUUCUCUAGGCAGGCUAGAACACGUGGAGUGUGACUCAUGUCGCGUCUGGUCACCAUGUCUAGCGGUCCCAAAGUCCUUGCCUGAGUCUCUUCAGGUAUAUGGCUUCUUUGAUUCGAGCCAUCUGCUGCGCCCCGUCUUCUCGUCAAAUCUGCGAUCUUUGCGCCUUCAUCAUUCCGUAGUAACACACGUACCCAGUGUCACGGCAGACGGUCUUACGCCGCUGAUGGCAAACAUACACGCAGAGACUACCUUCCGCGAGCGUGUUCAGUUAGCAUAUCCCAUCCCUUUCUCGCCGGAUAUGAAUCCUCGGGUGGUUUCCCUCACACUCACUGGGAUUCCGACGCGCUCAGUUGGGCCCCUUAUCUCUACCUUGACUCGGUUCCUCGACUUGGCCUCCGCGCAACAGCAAGCGGUGGCUUCUGCCUCAAGACUGUCAGCCGAGCGAGGCUCUCCAAUGUUGACGGGACUGAGACACAUUCGGCUUGAGCUGGAGCCGGAUUACUCGGAUGAUUCUCCCAGCCUAUUGCUUGAAGGGAAUGGUAAUUUCGAUGAUAUUCUUGACCCUGCGGGCGACACCAUCCAGGGGGGCCCAGAUGUACCAAGGGAAAUUUCCUCGAGAGCCACACAAAAGCCCACAAGAGGGGCCAGUAGUGCCUCAACAAGCAUUCCGGAUCCUGCGGUGGCUCAUGAGUAUCUUCAUCUUCCAGAGAAUGAGUACCUCAAUUUCCGGGUUGAUGCCUCGGAAUCCUGGAACGGAAACAUGUUCACCAUACCAGUGUGGGUGGGCAGUGGUGUCCCAGGACCGCAGCCAGCUGUCAAUGAGUACAUGGUCAACUUGCGAGAUCGUCGGCUUCACCGGGACGUUGGACCAGCGAUGCCCAAUCAUGUAGAGGCUGGUGUUCCGUCCGGGUCCUACAUCUUCUAUGCUGCGUGGGAUUCCAUGGUCUUCCCUAAGCGACUGCCCAAGAUCGACAAGACCCCGAGAGGGUUGGUGCGGGAUGUGGCCACCGCGAUCAAGGAAUACAGACAACAAACCAAGGGUACUGCAAAGCAUUGGACAGGACGGCUGGAACUUGUGAGAAUGGAGAGUGGUAGGAGAUAUCAAUCAUCAGACUACUGGCGCUAA
Messenger RNA from Neoarthrinium moseri, 2322 nucleotides. RefSeq lists its product as uncharacterized. The record is from RefSeq and is a predicted model, not a curated record. Lineage: Eukaryota; Fungi; Ascomycota; Sordariomycetes; Amphisphaeriales; Apiosporaceae. The coding region runs from base 1 to 2322 and encodes 773 amino acids. The transcript has 2 exons.